CAAUCUUUAAAAAAAAAAACCCAACCGCACAUUUCUCUCUCUCUCUCUCUCUGCUAAAGAGUUAAGUUGUUCAGCUCAGUACAACCCAUUGAAGAGAAACAGAGCUUAGAAGCCUAGAAAUCACACAAUGUCAUGUUACAAGUCACUGUUGUUUUCUCUUCUUACCACUACCACCUUUCUCUUUACCUUCUCACAGGGAGAGCUUGACUUUCCCACCUUCCAAACACUACCCACUUCAGGGGAAGAGCAUGGUGAGGUGGUUUUUUGGGGGAGCAAAAGAUUUCUUGAGGAGGGACUCAUUAUAUCUCCUCUGAAUUCAUCAUCAUCAUCAUCUCUGGUUUUGGCUGCAAAGAGGACAGAGAGGAAAGACCCUCUUAAUGGGUUCAAGAAAUAUACAGGAGGGUGGAACAUUAGCAAUGAACAUUACUGGGCUUCAGUGGCAUUCACUGCUGUUCCCUUCUUUAUGAUUGCAACGGUCUGGUUUGUGGUGUUUGGACUGAGCUUAUCUCUCAUCUGUCUCUGCCAUUUCUGCUGUAGAAGGGAAGAGCCUUAUGGCUAUUCUAGAGCAGCUUAUGUUCUCUCUCUUGUUUUCCUCAUAAUCUUUACCACUGUUGCAAUAGUUGGAUGUGUUGUUUUGUACACCAAUCAAGGGAAGUUUCAUGAUACCACAACAGAAACAUUGAAAUAUGUAGUAAACCAGGCAGAUAUUACUGUGGACAAACUCAAAAAUGUUUCAGAAUAUCUUGCUGCAGCCAAGCAAGUUGGGGUGGAUAAAGUGUUUCUACCUUCUAGUGUCCAAACAGACAUUGAUGGGAUUGAAAGCAAGCUGAACUCUUCUGCUAGCAACCUUGCUGAGAGAGCUUCCAGUAAUUCAAAAGACAUACAAGAUCUGUUGGAUUCUGUGAGAUUGGCUCUUAUCAUAAUUGCCGCGGUUAUGCUUGGCUUGACAUUUCUUGGAUUCAUAUUCUCAAUUUUUGGCAUGCAGUUUCUCGUGAACAUAUUGGUGAUCAUCGGAUGGAUACUCGUUACAGGAACAUUUAUUUUGUGUGGCAUAUUUCUUCUUCUACAUAAUGUGGCUGCAGACACAUGUGUAGCAAUGAAUGAAUGGGUAGAAAACCCAACAGCACAAACAGCAUUAGAUGAUAUACUGCCAUGUGUGGACAAUGCAACAGCACAGGAAACAUUGAUGAGAACAAAGGAAGUGACUUCUCAACUAGUGGAAGUGGUUAACCAAGUCAUUACCAAUGUCUCCAACAUCAACUUCUCUCCCAACUUUCCACCUUUCUACUUCAAUCAGUCUGGUCCUUUGCUCCCUACACUCUGCAAUCCCUUCAAUUCUGACUUCACUGAUCGUUCUUGCUCUGCUGGUGAAGUCGAUUUGAGCAAUGCAACUCAGGUAUGGGAAAACUAUGUAUGUAAGGUUUCACCAAGUACCGGUAAUUGCAUCACAACAGGCCGGCUGACCCCCACAACCUACAACCAAAUGGCUGCCGAUGUGAAUGUGAGCUAUGGAUUGUAUCAUUACGGUCCAUUCCUAGUUGAACUACAAGACUGCGUUUUCGUGCGACAAACUUUUAGCAACCUUUAUAGCAGUCAUUGCCCCGCCUUGCAGCGAUACAGCGAGUGGAUCUAUAUUGGGCUGGUGAUGGUUUCUGUUGCAGUUAUGUUGUCUCUGAUUUUCUGGGUUGUGUAUGGGAGAGAGCGACGACACCGUGUUUAUACCAAACAGCACCAGCCUGCACAUGGUCAAGGUGUUGAAGGGGUUAAGGCUACUAUUGUUGAAGAGGAUAAGGUUACUUAGGAAACUGUGGUUUACUUUAAUAGUGAAUGCACAUUACCCGUGUUUGUUUGUUAUAUUAGAUUGGAUGAGAUUAUGAAGAAUGUAUGAUUAUUAAGUUGAAGAUAUAAGAUAAAUGUGUUUGUUUAUGUAUUAUUGUAGUAAACAUUAAUUGGUUGA
This is a messenger RNA of Camellia sinensis, 1957 nucleotides long. RefSeq lists its product as uncharacterized. NCBI's taxonomy places the organism in Eukaryota, Viridiplantae, Streptophyta, Magnoliopsida, Ericales, Theaceae. Gene Ontology annotation, cellular component: plasma membrane; plasmodesma. The record is from RefSeq and is a predicted model, not a curated record.